AUGUCUUAUAGAUUCAAAGCUUCCAAAUAUAAGAAUGCAACGCCAAAGAUUCCAAAGAAAGAGGGUUGGAUAUCUGACAUCAGUGUUGGCUCUCCUCAGUCCUGUGGAAAUCACAUCAAAGCAAGUUGUGCUUUAGUCGCAUUUAACAUAGAACAUGCAGCUGGUGGAAGUUUAGGGAUUGUUACAGUCAAUGAAGCUGGCAGAAAAGACAGAGGACUUCCAUUACUUCAUGCACAUUCACAAUUUGUGACAGAUUUUGAUUUUUCGCCGUUUGAUGAUUAUUUAUUGGCUACAUGCUCUCAAGAUUGUACAGUCAAGAUUUGGUCACUUCCAGAGGGGGGAUUGACAGAGAAUAUAUCAAAUCCUGAAACAGUAUUUCCACUACAAGAGCGGAAAGUUGAGAAUGUGUUGUUCCACCCUGCAGCUGACAAUAUUUUAGCAUCUUCUGUUUAUAAAACUGUUAAAAUCUGGGACAUUGUCCAUGAACAGGAGAAGAUUGUAUUGGAAGGAGCUACAAAUCAGUUACAGGGGUUGUCAUGGAAACAAGAUGGCUCCCUCUUAGCAACGACCUGUAAAGAUAAGAAAAUUAGAAUAUUUGAUCCAAGAGCCAAAACAGUAAUUGCAGAAGCAAGUAGUCAUGGCAACAUGAAAGAUUCCAGAGUUUGCUGGAUGGGCAAUAAAGAUAUGGUGAUGUCGACCGGGUUUAGCACGAUGCGUGAGAGACAGUAUUAUCUGUGGGAUAUACGAAAUAUAGGUCAAAGGUUAUCAUCACAAUCACUUGACUCAUCUACAGGUACACUGAUGCCUUUCUAUGAUCCUGAUACAAACAUGAUAUUCCUGGCAGGAAAGGGCGAUACAACAAUAAAGCUCCUGGAAUUAACUGAGAAAAGCCCUUAUUUGACAGAAGUGUCUGUGUAUAUGGGGGAUAUGCAACAGAAAGGCAUUGCCACAGUUCCCAAGAGAGCAUUGAACAUCAUGACCUGUGAAGUGAAUAGAUUAUUACAACUUACCCAGAAUGCAAUAAUUCCAGUGUCCUAUGUAGUGCCAAGAAAGACACAUCGUGAUUUUCAUGCAGAUCUGUAUCCUGAUACUUUAUGUGGAGAUCCUGCCAUGACAGCUGAUAACUGGUUGGCUGGAGAUAAUCAUCAGGUAUCCAAGGUUAGCUUGCAGCCUACUAGUAAUUCUAAAGUUCUUCCUCCAAAGAGAAACAGAGCUGUGAAUGUAGAUAUUGUUGCUAGGAAACUGGAAAAGACGAGUAUCUCUGAAGAAAAGAAUACAACAAUUGAAAAUAAGCCAAGUGUUAGCAGAAAGCCAAAUCUUAAGCCAAAACCUAGUCCAAACCAAAUUACGCCGAUAGAAAAUGAGGCUGAACAAGAGGCUGCAAAUAACACUUAUGGGGCUGCAAUUUGCCAUGAAUCAGAGGCUGUAAAUACUGAAAUAGAAACAAAGACUACUGCUGCUGCCAUAGAAACUGAGGCUGAAAUGAGAAAUGAGGAACCUUCUUCAUUGGAAAUUACCCAGAAUGCAAUUGACCCAGUAGAACGUUUAGAAAAUGUUACAUCCAUUCCAGCAGAGGAGGAGAUGGCCGAGGAGGCUUCAAAUAAAGAAGAGAGCAUUCCACAUGGUUCAGCAGUGGCUAACAUGUUUGCAGGGGUCACUUCUUCCAAGUUUCGUCACAUUCAGGGGGUCACACAGCACAGAAAUACACACAUUUACAAUAUCAGAAAUUUGAGCACAAGCACAUUUGGUGAGUGUGAUGGUUUCCAUGCCAACAAAGAUUUUGCUGCCAUUCCAAUUGCUGGCCCAGGUGGAUUGAUCGCUAUAUUGAAUGUAGAUAAGCCUGGUAAACUUCCGGAUACUGGUGUAUAUGUGAUCCAGAAUGGCAACACAGUCAUGGACUUUAAGUGGGAUCCAUUUGAUACUAGAAGAAUGGCAGUCGCCUGUGACGAUGCUGUUAUAAGAAUAUGGAUGAUCCCAGAGGGAGGACUGACAGAGACUCUCACACAACCAGAAUUUAUACUCAAGGGACAUGAAGAGAAAAUAUAUUUUCUUUUAUUCCAUCCACUUGUCAGUGAUUUACUGCUGUCUGCAUCCUAUGACAUGUCGGUUAGGAUCUGGGAUUUGGAUUUCUAUGAAGAAAAAAUAACAUUACAUGGACAUCAAGACCAAAUAUUUGGAGCAUCAUGGAGUCCAGAUGGUGUGUAUGUGGCUACUGUAAGUAAAGAUAAGAUGAUCCGGAUCUAUGAGCCCAGGAAGGCUGUUCUACCAAUCAGGGAAGGACCUGGACUAGAAGGAAGUCGAGGAGCUAGAAUUGUUUAUGCGUGUAAUGGACAAUAUCUUAUAGUACUUGGUUUUGAUAAACAAAGCAGCAGAAAGAUUAGUGUGCACAAUGUCGAUGAUUUGACUGCACCAGUUGCCAUGGUAACAUUGGACGUCUCCCCAGCAACACUGAUACCAUACUAUGAUGAUGAUACAAGUGUUCUUUUUUGUACUGGAAAGGGUGAUAGGAUAGUGCAAGCAUAUGAAGUCAUAUCACAUGCACCAUAUUUGGUGGAGUUGUCAGAGUUCAGAUGUACAGACCCACACCAGGCAAUGUCUUUCUUACCUAAGAUAACAUGUGAUGUAAAAAAAGUGGAAGUUGCAAGGGCUCUAAGAUUGUCCAAAACAACAAUAGAACCUAUAGUGUUUACAGUACCAAGAGUUAAA
Messenger RNA from Saccoglossus kowalevskii, 2706 nucleotides. RefSeq names its product coronin-7-like. Lineage: Eukaryota; Metazoa; Hemichordata; Enteropneusta; Harrimaniidae. The record is from RefSeq and is a predicted model, not a curated record. Gene Ontology annotation, molecular function: protein binding.